Molecule: messenger RNA, 2970 nt
Organism: Rhododendron vialii
Lineage: Eukaryota; Viridiplantae; Streptophyta; Magnoliopsida; Ericales; Ericaceae
Product: two-component response regulator ARR2-like
Exons: 5
Coding region: 287-2305 (672 amino acids)
Biological process (GO): phosphorelay signal transduction system; cytokinin-activated signaling pathway
Molecular function (GO): DNA-binding transcription factor activity; DNA binding
Source: RefSeq, a predicted model, not a curated record
AGCCCCAUGCUCAAUAAAAGGAAUAAACAAUUUGGCAUAAAAGGAAAACCCACAAACAUUUUUUUCCAUAAAAAAGAAUUUGUUCAAGCAGACACACCCCCUGUCUCCAAUCUCACAUAGAACAGAAGAGUUUGUACGAAACCACUUUAUCUCUCUCUAGAGAACAAAUUCCCUCGCAAUCAACUCUCUUUCUGAGAUCUAUGAGUUCUUCUGUUGAAGUUCUUGGGAUUUCUUGAAUUGGGUAUUUGUGUGUUACUUAUGUGCAUGUGGAGUUAAACUGAAAUCCAUGUCGAUGCCGAGCUGUAGUGUGUCUUGGAACUCCGGCGAUGCAGUUUCCGACCAGUUCCCGGUGGGUCUCCGGGUACUUGUUGUGGACGAUGACCCCACUUGUCUCAUGAUCUUAGAGAAAAUGCUUAGGAACUGCCUCUACCAAGUAACCAAAUGCAAUCGAGCAGAGAUUGCACUAUCGCUACUACGGGAGAGGAAAAAUGGUUUCGAUAUUGUUUUAAGUGAUGUCCACAUGCCUGACAUGGAUGGAUUCAAACUCCUUGAAUGCGUUGGGCUGGAGAUGGACCUUCCUGUUAUCAUGAUGUCAGCGGAUGAUAGUAAGAACGUAGUGAUGAAAGGCGUCACUCAUGGUGCUUGUGAUUAUCUAAUCAAACCAGUUCGCAUUGAGGCACUGAGGAAUAUAUGGCAGCACGUAGUUCGGAAGAGGAAAGAUGUGUGGAAGGAUUUUGAGCAAUCAGAUAUCAUAGAAGAUUGUGAACGAAAACAAAAGCCAUCAGAAGAUACAGAUUUCUCAUCGUCAGCAAAUGAAGGAAAUUGUAGAAACUUAAAGAGGCAGAAGGAGGAGGAGGAUGAAGAAGAAGAGGAUAGGGAUGAUACGUCUACACUAAAGAAGCCACGGGUGGUUUGGUCAGUUGAGCUUCAUCAACAGUUUGUGGCAGCUGUAAAUCAACUCGGCAUUGACAAGGCUGUUCCUAAGAAAAUUCUGGACUUGAUGAACGUUCCUGGACUCAGUAGAGAAAAUGUUGCUAGCCACCUUCAGAAGUAUCGCCUCUACCUGAAAAGGCUAAGCGCAGUAUCACCGCACCAUAGUGGACUCAAUAACCCUUUUGUGGACUCGAUAUCUUCUCUCAAUGGGCUUGAUCUCCAAGCUCUUGCUGCCACCGGUCAACUCCCAGCACAAAGUAUUGCUACACUCCAAGCGGCGGCGGCUCUAGGUAGGCCCAGCACUAAAUCUGGCAUUUCCAUACCCUUCAUCGAUCAAAGGAACCUUUUCAGCUUUGAAACUCCGAGACUAAGAUUUGGGGAGGGCCCGCAGCCUCAGUCAAUCAAUAAUAAUAAGCAAAUAAACUUACUUCAUGGGAUCCCAACAACAAUGGAGCCAAAGCAACUUGCUAAUUUGCAUCAAUCACAACCAAGACCCCAAAUAUUGAUGAAUGCUCAAGCCAUGUCGAAUGGAAGCCAGAGUAGCUCUUUAGUAACACAAAUAUCUCAACCACAAUCAAGACCACAAAUAUUAAAUGACGCCAAUGGCAAUCAUCUCUCAAGUGGUAUAAGAAGUGGGGGUUUUGCAAGGAAUGGAGAAGUUGACGAAAAUGUUGGUGCUGCGGUUUACAAUCGGGUUUGUCAACCCUCGUCAAUGGUAGAUUUCUCCAUAUCCCGCAAAACAGAUUUUCAAGGCAAUAGCUUUCCACUAGGGAACAAUUCCGGGGUGUCUACUAUCACAUCUAAAGGGGUGCUCCAAGAAGAGGUUAAUUUGGAAAUGAAAGGAUCGAGAGGGUUCACUCCUAGUUAUGAUAUUUUCAAUGAGCAGCAUCAGCAGAGAUCCCAUGAUUGGGAGUUGGGGAAUGUAGGCCCCACCUUCGACACCUCCCGACGUGGAAACAGGCAAGGGAAUAUAAAUGUUCAGCCGUCAAUUUUGGUCCAACAACAAAGGUUUUCUUCUUGCCAAAACGGUGUAGCGAAUAGAAAUACUUCUAUUGGAACAUCCCCAAACCUUGGUCAACUACGUGAUACACUUCUCAUGAACAAUCCACAGAUAGUUAAGGCUGAGAAACUUCCUCAAGCAAGCUUUCAGAAUACCGUAUUUCCGGAGCAGUUUAGUCAGGAGGACCUUAUGAGUGCACUUCUCGAGCAGGUCGGUUUUCUCUCCCUCAAUCCUUAUACUAGUAAGCUUCUUUUUCAUUACAUCAAAGUAUCAGACCAAACUGAGCCUCCCCAUCCAAGGGCUACACUUAAGUUAAAUACAACAAACUCCUUCCUUCUUCUACUGUGGCGUCCCCUAUCUAAUUUAUCUUGAUUUUAUUAAUGCAAAUGUUUCUCCUGUCAUCCAGCAGCAAGAGGGAUUUGGAGCGGCUAUGAACGACUUUACUUUUGAUAGUUAUUCCUUGGAUAAUCUUCCCAUAUAGCCAACGCAUCAUGAUCUAGUUCUCUCCGUAGUUGCAAUUUCUGGUGUACAUACUUGCUGCUAUUGCUGGGAAUUGAACUCAUCUCUGUUCUGCCAACAAGCUGCCGGAAGUCAGUUCCUGGCUCAAGACAGAAGAUGUUGAGUUAUUUUGCAGCAUCUUCGAGUUAUGAUUAGUGUGCUUAGUUCGAAGUUUAGGGAUGUGAUAGAUCGUUCAUUUCAGAUGGAAGAUACCACCUCAUGGUAUGCGAAAAGGCAUACAUGGAGAGUUUUGACUGCUUUUGUAGGUGAUUCUGGCUAUGAACUAGAAAUUAUCUCACUUGUGAGACUGUGUAGCAGUAGUAGGUGAUUGGCAAAUUUUUCUUGUGCUACUUUGUUUUCGAGUUGUGGGGAUGAGGUUCCAAGUAAUAAUCUGCACUUUCUAACUCGUAGAGCCACGAGCUGUUUUAGGAGCUAGACGAUGAUGUAUAGAUUUCAUUUGAUUGCUCAAGACAUAAAGUCUUGGUACUUUUGCAAUUCUAUAAGACUUCGCCGGACUUAAAAGUUUGAACCCUUGUCUA